UGGUGAGCGUCGAGGCUUUUGCUGCUUUUGCCCCGCCCAUCUCCGCCAACAGGGCCAAUAAUUUUACAUCUUAUUUGCAUAUGGACCAAUAGAAAGGGAAUGAUUUGCAUAUGAGGUCCAUAAAAACACGCGUCUAACGGCGACUCUUUCAAACUAGUGGACGUGCUCAACUCACUCAGGGCUUUCACCAGGACUAAACUAAACUUUAGUUUGCAAUUAUUAUUUUAUAAAACCUGAAUAAAUAUUUAGCACUUGUCCUUAAGCGAAUAUGGGAAGAGAAAACACUGUUUUGCUCAUCAUCUGGAUGUAUUUUUUGAGUCUUUCUUCCAGUUUUUCAACCACAAUUGCUCCAACAGUGGAAACAAGCGCAUUCAGCAACAUCACAACCAACUCUACAGACUGGAUGGUGGACUUCAGCGACAUUGAGUCCAAAUUUGCUCUGAGAACAAUCGAGGAACCAGAGGAAGAUCUAUGCUACAUCGCUCCUGGCCAGCAGGACACCAUUAAAGAGUGCAAUUUCAAUCCAGACACCAAGACUUUUAUAGUCAUUCAUGGCUGGACAGUUACUGGCAUGUAUGAGAGCUGGGUUUCCAAACUGGUGACGGCGCUGUUUGAACGCGAGCCAACGGCCAACGUUAUUGUGGUGGACUGGCUGGUCCGGGCACAGCAACAUUACCCAACCUCAGCUGCCUACACCAAGCCGGUGGGCCGGGACGUGGCCAAGUUUGUCAACUGGCUACAGGCCGAGCUGGAGUAUCCAUGGGAGAAGCUUCACUUCCUGGGCUACAGUUUGGGUGCUCAUGUAGCUGGCAUCGCAGGACUCCUCACAAAGAACAAAGUCAGCAGGAUCACAGGCAUGGAUCCAGCUGGCCCAAGCUUUGAGUAUGCUGACGCCCAGAGCACGCUGUCCCCAGAUGAUGCCCAGUUUGUUGACGUACUCCACACCAACACACGUGGCUCUCCAGACCGCAGCAUCGGCAUCCAGAGGCCCGUGGGCCACGUGGACAUCUACCCCAACGGAGGGACGUUCCAGCCAGGGUGUGAUCUGCAGAACACCAUGAUGAUGGUGGCUACUUCAGGGUUGAGAAACAUGGACCAGAUUGUGAAAUGUUCCCAUGAGCGCUCCAUCCACCUCUUCAUUGACUCCCUGGUCAACAUGAAACAGCAAAGCAUGGCGUACCGCUGUAGCUCCAAGGAGACCUUCAAUAAGGGUGUAUGUCUGAGCUGCCGCAAGAACCGCUGCAACAAGGUGGGCUACGAAGUCAACAAGGUGCGCAGCCGCCGCAGCAGCAAGAUGUAUAUGAAGACCAGAGAGAUGAUGCCCUACAAAGUUUUCCACUACCAAGUUAAAGUCCACUUCUUCAGCAACACCAAAAUAAGCUAUACAGAUCAGCCCAUGAAGAUUUCCCUGUAUGGCUAUUCUGGGGAGAAGGAGAACAUCCCCUACAUUAUGCCUGCUUUGAAAACCAACACCACCAUCUCCUUCUUACUCACCACGGAUGUAGACAUCGGUGAGCUGCUGAUGGUGAAGCUGCUCUGGGAGAAGGACACCAUCCUCAGUUGGCCCUGGUGGAAUCCAGACACUUUCCACAUUCGCAAGCUGCGCGUAAAAUCUGGGGAAACACAGUCCAGAGUGAUCUUCAUUGCCAAGGAAGGUGAGUUUGCCUACCUCACCCGUGGAGGGGAAGCUUCCAUGUUUGUGAAAGACAAAGAAGCUCAGUCAAGCCACAAAAAUAAAAGAUUGCACAAGUUGAAGAUACACGGCAGCUCAUUCAAAAAUACUGCCAUAGAUGCUUAGAGAUGCCCUCGCACUGCCACCAUUUUGCCGGAAACUGAGAGGAACCUGCUGAAACCAGCCUGGGAGAGAGACGGUGCAGUUUCUGUACAUUCUGAUCCGAGCAAGUUAGCUCAGAUAGUAGCAUUUAUGUGACCUUCACCCAUAAGCACAUCCUGUAAGGAAUUCUACUUGUGAUAACCUUUAACUGCUGAGCAGUUUAAAUAAAAACGCCUAACUUCUGAUUACCACUCAGUAUUAUCGAUUAGUUGAACUUUAUCUGAGGUCACUGGCGCUCAGAGUAGAGCCAGAACUUGAUGUGACUGGAGCCUAACCACUUCUCAUUGGCUGUAAAUAGGCAUGUGACUAUGAUAAAAUUGGACCAUUCAACAAAUAUCAUGAAGGAAAUGCUGCUGAGGUUUGUUUAUAGUUGACAAAGCUGACCAAUGAGACCAGCAAAGAUGUUAGUGAUGGGCAAUAAUGAUAGGAAAAUCAUGCACAUGCCUAGAUGCUUAAUAUUUCUUUAAAUGAAAGAUAAGAAGUCCUUUAUUGUUAUGCAAUAUAUAUGUGCGUAUAUGUAAGUAAACUCUUACACUGUUAUAAUGUGUGUAUUGAAUUUCUGUCAGCGUUGGUCAAACCGAAGCGAAAGGAAUAAACAAUGUAGGGCAAAGUGGGCGUUAUAUGGGAUUGUAUUCAGCUCACAGGGGCAUCGUAUGCCUAACUGACUGACUCACUGAGUCACUGACUGACUGAUUGACCCAUUGACUGACUGAUUGACUUAAUGAGUCACUGACUGACUGAUUGACUCAGUGAGCGACUGACUGACUGAUUGACUCACUGACUGACUGGCCAAUUGAUUUGCUGACUGACUGAUUAACUUACUGAUUGAUUCACCGAGUCACUGUCCGAUUGACUCACUGCGUCACUGACUGACUCACUGACUGACUAGCUCUGAAGGUGAAACCACCUGAUGAAGGGAAAUCAAAUAUGUUUAUGUCCCUGUUUAUCUGCCUACAUAACAAUCAACCACUGAGUGUCCUUGAUCACAGUGACGUGCUUGACAUUGCCAUGUUCAGGUAGUUUAUAAUGCCGUGACACUAGGCUUUGUGUAUAAGAUGUCAUGGUGAAAUUUUAUAGAGUAUAAAAGAUGCACAACACUCAAAAUCUCUUUCAAACACUGAAGCCAACUAAAACCUAUUCAUUACCUAUCAGAUACACUUAAUGGUGUAGGCAUGUUGACCACUUGCUAGCAUGGGACCAAAUAUUCUCUUAGCUGAAUCUAUAUACAGAAAUGAUCAGUGUAAAUAUGUUUAAUUGUUCUAUAUUCGGAGAUGUGCAAGUUUAAGUUGUUUUUGUGUCCGUGUUUGAGUUACUGUGUUUGGCACAGGUCACUUUAUAGGCUUGGAUUAGUUUCCUGUUUGAUCCAUUCAUCACUUAAUGUCACAAUCAGAUGUUUUCAUUCAUUUGAUCACUUGUUCACAAUUCAAUCAAAAGAUCACUCAAGACCUAAAAUGUAUUUAUCUAAACUGUUUGAGGCAUGCAAAAGUUUAGGUUUUGAUUGAUUAAUCAUACACUUAAUAUUGCCUCAUAAUGUGAUCAUCUGCCAGAUUGUUGAGAAUUAAAGGAAUUCUGAACAUGCUUCUGAACACUUCCUGAUUGUGACUUAAAUAGGUAAACUAUACAGAAUUCAUUAUCUGUGCUGUUAUAGUUCCCAGCAUGCACCAGAAACCUAGUCCUGAGGAAAUCAUAAAUUAAAUAGACCUCAUGAAGAUGAAUUUCCUCCAUAAGAGCUAUAAAUACAACAGGAUUAUUUAUUAAAUGUAUAUAUUUGUACAUUAGCCUUGUAUAAACAAUGUAUACCCUUGAGAUCAUUCAUCAUAUUAAUAUGCAAUGCACUGCAUAAGUAUAUUUUAAUAAAGAGUAUGUUGCAUUAUAA
This is a messenger RNA of Ictalurus furcatus (blue catfish), 3710 nucleotides long. RefSeq names its product lipoprotein lipase (gene lpla). Gene Ontology annotation, biological process: lipid metabolic process. The record is from RefSeq and is a predicted model, not a curated record. Gene Ontology annotation, molecular function: lipoprotein lipase activity; apolipoprotein binding. The transcript has 10 exons. Lineage: Eukaryota; Metazoa; Chordata; Actinopteri; Siluriformes; Ictaluridae. Bases 269 to 1798 code for a protein of 509 amino acids.